CGAUCUCCGUACCACAAAGCUGACGCGUGUUCUCCCUUUAACAACGCGGUUUCUCUUUCCCUUCACCGCCCUAUUUGAUGUUCUCCUUGUCUCCUUUCUCAUCCCCUCUCAUCAACCCUGUCUUCCGAGUCAACCUUCUGUUUCAAAAUGCUUUGAGAUCUCUCUCUCUAGUUAUUUGCUUCAAAUUUUCAAUACAUCUGCACUAAUCAUGGCAUCAUCCGAUAAUUUGGCCUUCCUCUUUAGACCCACUUUCACUGACUCAUGGAUUUCUGAAGCUUAUGCUCGGGAUACCCAAACUCUAACUAAAGCCUUCCAGCAAUCCCUUUCCAAUAAUAUUUUCUCUACUUCUUCCUUCUCCAUCUCUCAAACCCUUUCUUCCGAUUCCUUUUUCAACCUCCUUUCCAGCUCCCAAACACCACCGUCCGCGACUCCUAGCGCCUCUAACGUUUCAGGCUCUGACGCAGAAACACCGGCUCCCAAGCGUCAGCGGAACGGGAUCGGAAUCCCAUCUGCUACUUCAAAAGUUUCGAAACGCAAGUCUCGUUCGUCUAAACGCUCUCAGACUACGUUCAUAACAGCGGAUCCGGCCAACUUUAGGCAGAUGGUGCAACAGGUUACCGGUGUUAGAUUCAGUAACGCCCAGUUAUCUGCCGUUCCAGUACUGAAGCCGGAGCCACAGAGACCCGGUAACCGGUCGCUUGAGGCGGGCGGGUGUUUGCCUACCCUAGAUACGUCGGCGUUUCUAUUGGAUCACCAUCAUCAACAGCAGCAACAAAUGGAUGUGGUUUCUGGGCCUAUUAAUGGGUCGGAGACGGUUGCUUUCCCAGAAAGCGUGGUCAGUGGGCCUGGGUUAGACUUUGAUGCAUAUUGUAGCUUUCCUACAUUAGAGUCGUGGAAUUAGCAGUUUUCCCUUUAGGCCUGUAGAAGGAUUGUAUAUUUUAGGUGCUUAGCUGGGGUGUUGCCUUUUGCUUGGUUUAGUUGUUUUCUUGACCGUGAAGUGUUUGCAUAAUUUAUUUACUUUUAUUCUGCA
Molecule: messenger RNA, 1030 nt
Organism: Manihot esculenta (cassava)
Lineage: Eukaryota; Viridiplantae; Streptophyta; Magnoliopsida; Malpighiales; Euphorbiaceae
Product: calmodulin-binding protein 25
Exons: 1
Coding region: 209-901 (230 amino acids)
Biological process (GO): response to osmotic stress
Cellular component (GO): nucleus
Molecular function (GO): calmodulin binding
Source: RefSeq, a predicted model, not a curated record